Musca domestica (house fly) is the source of this 1876-nucleotide messenger RNA. It is a transcript of the gene nAChRalpha7, whose product is annotated as neuronal acetylcholine receptor subunit alpha-7. The record is from RefSeq and is a predicted model, not a curated record. Gene Ontology annotation, cellular component: postsynaptic membrane; synapse; neuron projection. Gene Ontology annotation, molecular function: transmembrane signaling receptor activity; acetylcholine-gated monoatomic cation-selective channel activity. NCBI's taxonomy places the organism in Eukaryota, Metazoa, Arthropoda, Insecta, Diptera, Muscidae. The coding region runs from base 47 to 1366 and encodes 439 amino acids. The transcript is spliced from 12 exons. Gene Ontology annotation, biological process: nervous system process; regulation of membrane potential; chemical synaptic transmission.
UCAAUUGCUGAUAACAAACAUUUGGUUAAAAUUGGAAUGGAAUGAUAUGAACCUACGAUGGAAUGCCAGCGACUAUGGUGGGGUUCGAGAUUUAAGAAUACCGCCGCAUCGUCUCUGGAAACCUGAUGUUUUGAUGUACAACAGUGCCGACGAAGGCUUUGAUGGAACCUAUGCCACGAAUGUGGUUGUCCGCAACAAUGGAUCAUGCCUCUAUGUGCCGCCCGGUAUAUUUAAGUCCACGUGUAAAAUCGACAUCACAUGGUUUCCGUUCGAUGAUCAGAGAUGUGAAAUGAAAUUUGGUUCAUGGACAUAUGAUGGAUUCCAGCUGGAUUUACAACUGCAGGAUGAGGCUGGCGGUGAUAUCUCAAGUUUUAUUACCAACGGAGAAUGGGAUCUCUUGGGUGUACCCGGUAAACGAAAUGAAAUCUACUAUAAUUGCUGCCCAGAACCUUAUAUUGACAUAACAUUCGCCAUUUUGAUACGACGUAAAACUUUGUACUAUUUUUUCAAUUUAAUUGUGCCCUGUGUACUGAUCGCCUCUAUGGCACUCUUAGGUUUUACACUGCCACCAGAUUCUGGUGAAAAAUUAUCGCUGGGAGUAACGAUUUUACUAUCACUUACUGUGUUCCUUAACAUGGUGGCCGAGACAAUGCCGGCUACAUCAGAUGCGGUGCCACUAUUGGGAACUUAUUUCAAUUGCAUUAUGUUUAUGGUGGCUUCAUCAGUUGUGUCAACCAUACUUAUCCUCAAUUAUCAUCAUAGAAAUCCAGAUACGCAUGAAAUGAGUGAAUGGAUAAGAGUAAUAUUCCUUUAUUGGUUACCUUGCAUUUUGCGCAUGCAAAGACCGGGACAGGUUGGCUAUGAAUGCCCACCGCCACCAUCAUCGUCGUCGACAUCCUCCAACAAUGGCGACAAGAAGCAACACAUACAGAAUGUUGAACUGAAGGAAAGAUCUUCCAAGUCGUUGUUAGCCAAUGUUUUGGAUAUCGAUGAUGACUUCCGUUGCAAUCAUCGCUGUGCCAGUGCCACAUUGCCGCAUCAGCCGACCUAUUAUCGCACCAUGUACAGACAAGGUGACGAUGGCAGUGUUGGCCCCGUUGGUCCUGUUGGCGACACACGAAUGCAUGAAGCCAUAUCACACACCUGUCUAAGUUCAUCAGCUGAAUACGAAUUGGCUUUAAUAUUGAAAGAGUUAAGAUGGAUAACUGAUCAGUUGAAAAAAGAAGAUGAAACCGGUGAUGUAACCAGAGAUUGGAAAUUUGCUGCCAUGGUAGUGGAUCGUUUGUGCCUUAUUGUGUUUACGUUAUUUACCAUAAUAGCCACAUUGGCUGUAUUGUUUUCAGCACCCCAUUUUAUUUUCCCAUAACUUUGCUGUUAUGCUGCGUUUGUAUGCUACAAGAAAAACAACAACAAUAAGUUUGCUAUAUUUCGACAAAAACAACUGCAACAAAGCCCUUGCUUACGCCUAUUGCUGUCGUUGUAGUAAGACAACUACUGCUGCUACUGCUUCAAUGCUAAGCCAUAGCUUACGGCGAUAAAUAAUGCGCUCUCCACCCCCCCGCCACAAGUCAUCAUCAACGACAAGAAUUUUAAGGACAACCUCUUUUUUUGCAAUUAUUUUGGAAUUGGAGUUUUUUGAAAAUUUUGCAUACAAUUCAUUUAAGCACAUGUGCCUGGUCAACGAAGAUAAACAAAUUAUAGGACGACAACAAGAACAACAACAACAACAACAUCAAGAAUAUAAUUAAUAAUAAUAACCAUAAACAACAAUAACUCGUAAAAAUUAAAAUGUCAGAAAAUAAUAGACAAACGAUGGAUAACAAAUAAAAAAUAUAACAACUACAACAAUGCAAUAAUUAAAUUAACUUUUAAUUUA